CCUUUUGGCAAUGGUAGUGUAUUGCAAAUGUGAUAUAUCCCACAAACCGAUUCAUUUUAGCAAGAUCUUUAGUUCAGAUAACGGAUACUUCAGGACAUCAAAAGGACUUUCAGCACCGCCUUCCGUCCGAUCAAAAUUGGGAAAAGGCGAAGGCCAGUGGUCCCACAGGCGCCCGCAGACCGAUUCACGCGUGCCACACGUCUCCCAGAAUAAGAACAGGUGUAAACGAAACGGUCCCGGACCAGUCGGGCGCAGUCGGCGAUAAGUUUUUCACUCAGUCACAGUCCGCAGACCGACGAAGUGAGCAACGGAAAGAGAGAAAGAGAAAGAGAGAGGGAGAGAGAGAGUGUGUGUGCGUUGCUGUGAAGUGUAGCGGACUUUUUUUUCCUCUCUCCUUUUUUCCCACCUGGCAAGGAACCGAUUUUUUUUUUGUCCGAGUUUGCAUAUCGGGAGCUACGGUGCAUGUUUCAGACGACUAGUCUACGAGGGAUCUUGCAGCCAUGGCCGAUUAUCUGGAUGAUACUUUCACUUGGCAGGACAUAGAAACUGUCCUUUUGAGGGACAUCAAACUCUCGACCACAGAGAGCGCCACUUCCCCCUUCACCCCAGCCCAACACCCUCAGCAGAAUCCUUCUCCUCCGGCGGGAAUCCCUCCCCCGAUCUUACACACUUUCCCACCGCCAGCUGUCAUUUCCGCUUCUCACCCGCCGGAGGCCCAACCGAAGGAGGAAGAGGAGGCCCAUCACCUCGUCACCAUGCAGCCACCCAGGGGUCACCAGCAGCAACAACCCCCCGCUGGUGCUGCGGCUGCUUCAGGCGUCUCACUGCCCCUGACGGUUCCGGUGUCGAGGUCCCGCGAGGAGGUCCCUGCGUGCAAUACCGUCCAAUCGUCCAUCCCCGUCCCGUCUCCCCUCCUCCUUAUGCCACAGGACCCUCACGCCCUUCCUGUUCAUUCACAGUCUCGCCACACUCACUCGCCGCCUUCAGGAGAAGCCUCCUAUCCGACGGCGGCGGCGGCUGCCGCUGCCGUUCCCUACCCUGCCGCGCCGCCCUAUCAGGGGCAUCACUGGAAAAUAAAAUGCGAGUACGAGCCGAGUUCGGCUCUAGACGCCCGCUGGGAAUACAAGAAGGAGCCUUACUGGCCAGAGAAAGAAGAUACCUAUAUGGAGUAUUACCAGGGUACCGAUCGCCAUUUGCCCUACGGGUAUUUCCCCUCCACGCCGCCGUACCCAGGAGAGCUCUACCCUCCCGCGGGAGGAACUCCGCAUUGCCAUCCGCACGGCAUUCCCUCCGCGUCCCCGCACCCUUUAUUGACCCCGCCGUCUUCUCCUCACCUGCCGGUACAAAUGCCCAGAAUCCCCAAUUCUAGCAUGCCCCAGGGGAUGCCCCCUCAUCACGGGUUGUCAGCCGGGAUGCCCGUCGGGUAUCCAGCCCUCUUGACGCAGCCGCAGGGGCCCAUCAAACCCAAGACGCGCCGGAGGAGGACGUGGAUCCGUCGGAAGGCUGUUGUCCACACCUGCUCCUACACGGGUUGCGCCAAGACCUACGCGAAGUCCUCUCACCUGAAGGCGCACAUGAGGACCCACACGGGCGAGAAGCCUUACACCUGCGACUGGAAAGGCUGCGGGUGGAAGUUCGCCAGGUCGGACGAGCUGACGCGGCAUUAUCGUAAGCACACUGGGGACAGGCCGUUCCAGUGCCGUCUCUGCGAGAGAGCCUUUUCCAGGUCGGAUCACCUCAGCCUUCACAUGAAACGUCACAUGGCGCUCUGAGAGUCACAAGAGAUAAGUGGUGACCCCUUAUGCAGAUGCGUUCGUUUCGUUCUGUUUCUAAAAACUGAAGAACAGAAACUCAAUGUUUUGAAUUGUAAAUGGCACUUUGAGUUUCAUCGCUGAAUAAUGAUGAUUCUUCCUCCUCCAAGUGCCAUCGUUUUGUUUAUUAAAACUAAGGAACAUGAAAUUCCAUGUUUUGAAUUCUAUAUGGCACUUAAUUAAGAGUUUCAUCACAGAUUAUUGAUAAAUCUCUCUCAAAGUGCCAUCGUUUUGUUCGUAAAAUACCGUGCAGGACACUAAACAUUUUGAAUUUCAAGUAAUCAAGUGACUUUGUUGCAAAUGCCAUUAUUUUAAUAGUAAAAAAAAUUGAGAAAAUCAUGAUUCUUUGAGAUUCUCAAGAGAUUAAUGAUAAUUCUUUCUCCAAGUGCCAUCAUUUGUCUAUAGAAACUACAGCCCAGGAAACUAAACACUUCGAAUUUUAAGUAAUCAAGUUACUUUGUCUCAAGUUCCACUGUUUCAUUGUUUCUAUAUUAAAGCAUAUAUGUAUACCACCUUGAGCCUCAGGAAUGAAGAAUAGGGCCAUUUUCUUCCUAGUGCCAUCUUUUUUAUAAGAUCAAAUCGCAUACACAGAGGAAUUGAAGAUUCUGUUUACGAGUUUUACAGAAAGUUAUGUUGCUUUAUCAGUUGAAAAUAAAAAAUUUACUCCUCCUUGUGGGUCGUGUCACAAUUUAUUAUUGUUAUUAUUUAUUAUUAUUAUUACUAUUUUUUUAAUUAUUAUUAUUUCAAUUUUGUAUUUUUUUACUUACCUGGUGACAAUACUAUUAGGCAACGCAAAUCAACCAUCAGUUGCAUGUUACUGUUCAAAAAAUAUUUACCCUUUUGUAGAUAAACAUUUGUAGAUAUAAAUAAAAAAAACCUCAAUCAUCUUUCAUCACGUAGAGUUGCCAGAUGAAGGAUAACAUUGUCUUAUGCCAGUGAUUAAUCCCAUUAAUGCAAUCAAACAGUGCCAACAAGUGCCAUAUAUAUAUAUAUUAUUUAUGCUAAUAACCAUAACCUCAUUUUCAUCCUCCUCAUUAAAUCAACCUCAUUUUAACGUUUAUUUUCUUCUGUUUUGUCAAAAAAAUCUUUCUUUUUAUUCUGUUGUUGUGAAAUAUAUUAGUUCAUUGUGGUCGUAUACUGGUAAGUGGUGUAGUCCUUCUGAAUAUUGCGAAUAACAGCUUUCUCUCUCUCUC
Messenger RNA from Macrobrachium nipponense, 3004 nucleotides. RefSeq names its product Kruppel-like factor 3. Bases 501 to 1772 code for a protein of 423 amino acids. Gene Ontology annotation, molecular function: DNA-binding transcription factor activity, RNA polymerase II-specific; RNA polymerase II cis-regulatory region sequence-specific DNA binding. NCBI's taxonomy places the organism in Eukaryota, Metazoa, Arthropoda, Malacostraca, Decapoda, Palaemonidae. The transcript is spliced from 2 exons. Gene Ontology annotation, biological process: regulation of transcription by RNA polymerase II. The record is from RefSeq and is a predicted model, not a curated record.